Molecule: messenger RNA, 1003 nt
Organism: Trichoderma asperellum CBS 433.97
Lineage: Eukaryota; Fungi; Ascomycota; Sordariomycetes; Hypocreales; Hypocreaceae
Source: RefSeq, a predicted model, not a curated record
CCCGUGCUGAUUAAGCUUCUUUAUUCUUCUCUCCAUUCUCCCCCUCUUUGCUCCAUCUCCAGCCAUUCCUCAUCUUCUCUUUCCAUAUCAUAUACCGCAGCCCCUCUCGCUCAUACUGUCUGCCGAGGUGAUUGGAUGAGGCAAAAUGCUUAGGCGCCAUGGCGGCCUUUGCGAACACCCACAUACCGAGCGACCUUCACAGAGUGCCUGAGUCUUCUGUCAGCCACUACUGCCCCAGUAGCUGCGAAACACCCAGCGCUCCUCGGGGUGUGUCGAUUCACCACAGACUUUUCGAUCUGCUGUCGCAUCUGCCCCAUGCAGCCAUCAAUUCGCGGCACCCCCUCCCCAGCAUUCACCAAAAAAUCACCUCGAGCACAAGCAAAAAACUCUCCAGGCCACCCCCAAAAGCACGGAGCCACAGCAGGGGACAAGAGCGAGCCACAGCGUCGCAAGACACGCACAGCACAGGGGCUCCACGCCUAAGACGGUCCAGAACAUCAGGCCUGCUGCUGCUAAGGGAAAAAGCGACCAAGAUCGGAAGCUUGGCCCCGCCACCAGUUGCGUCUCUAAUUAAUACACAACCGACCCAGCGCCUCCAUCACCAGGCGAUGGGGCCUCGAGGCAACAUCUUUGCUCACCCGUUUGGCCAUCAUACUUUUUCUUCUUUUCGCUUCGUGCCGUCGUUUUACCCAUUUUGCUAUCCCCGUCGUUCUUUCCCCCCUUCAUUCCACCCGGCGCGCCGCAAACCGACGAGGAGGGCGACUUACAAGCAUCACCAGCCUGGCAGUCCGAGAUUUUUGACAGCUUUGACGACUUCGAGAGCGCCUCCGUUCUUCUAGCAUCGUGCUUACAGCGGCAGAGAGCCCUGUGGUGGUGGAUGUAGACCGCAGCGACGGCCAGCUCGUUCGGCUUUGUUGCGCUUCAAUCUCCCCGUCUCGUCCCUUUCACCCUCAAAAGGAACGCCUUAUGUGGCACGCCUGUGCGCCCUAGUUAUCAGUAGUCU